GCGUUGUAUAAAUCUACACGUCCUUUCCUCCCUUACUUCAGUUGUCUUGCUGUGGCAGUGACUGCACGGACUCCUGUGAUACUUAAGAUCUUUCCUUCUCUUACUAUUAAAAACUUCUUGAAUCUUGAUCGAGUACAAUGGCUACUCCAGGCAAAGGUUACUCUUACGUUGACCUGAAUGAGCUUGUCCGCCAGAACUACAGCGCAGAGUCUGAGGCAGGCGUCAACAAGCAGAUCAACAUGGAGCUGUCAGCUAUGUACACCUAUCUCUCCAUGGCCUAUUAUUUUGACAGGGCUGAUGUAGCUCUUCCCAACUUUGCAGCUUACUUCAAGAAGGCAGCUCAUGAGGAGUUCGAACAUGCUGAGAAGUUCAUGGAGUUCCAGAACAAGAGAGGUGGUAAGAUCAUCCUCUCUGAUAUCAAGAAGCCAGAGAAAGACGAGUGGGGGGUUGGUAUUGAUGCCAUGACUGCUGCUCUGGCUCUGGAGCGUAAAGUCAACCAAGCUCUGCUUGAUCUUCAUGCUGUGUCGGACAAAGGGAAUGACUACCAGAUGUCUGAUUUCAUUGAGGGCAACUUCCUUCAUGAGCAGGUUGAUGCCAUCAAGGAGCUGACUGGACACAUCACUAACCUGAAACGUGUUGGUGUCACAGGUCUUGGUGAAUACCAGUUUGAGAAGGAGUCCCUCUCUUCUUAAGAAGUCUCUUAAGAACUUGCCUCAUGUUGCUGAACUGAACUAUUAUACUAUAUAUUAUAUUAGGCCUUUGGUAUGCUAGCUUAUUAUUAAUCUUAGCUGAUGUGCUGUUACCCUUUUUUUGAGUAAAAUUGUAACUUGAACAAUAAAAAAAGAUUUGAACAAAAA
Amphimedon queenslandica is the source of this 857-nucleotide messenger RNA. RefSeq names its product soma ferritin-like. Gene Ontology annotation, cellular component: cytoplasm. Gene Ontology annotation, biological process: iron ion transport; intracellular iron ion homeostasis. Lineage: Eukaryota; Metazoa; Porifera; Demospongiae; Haplosclerida; Niphatidae. Bases 138 to 692 code for a protein of 184 amino acids. The transcript is spliced from 3 exons. The record is from RefSeq and is a predicted model, not a curated record. Gene Ontology annotation, molecular function: ferric iron binding; ferrous iron binding.